AUGGAUUUACAACAAGAGUCAAAGUCACAAACUAUUUCCUGUUGUAAUUGUCAAGACGAAAAUAAUAAUAAUUUUGAAAAUUCUAUCUGCUCAAAUUACGAACGUAAAACUUGUUUAGAAGAAAAAGAAAAUGAACGAGUGAUAGUUGCACCAGAUAUAAGUUCAGAUGAUGAAUAUUGGUGUUCAUCAUGUUCAUCAAUAAAUGAUUCAGAAUUAAUAUCAUUAGAUACUAGAAAAUUAUGGCAAGAUAUUGCUCAUAUUAUUAAAUGUAUUUAUCGAGAAACCAAUAGAGAAUUUGCAGAAAAUCAUUCAACAAAUGAUAUAUGUAAAGCAAAACAAUAUGUACAGAUAUUAACUCAAUUAGAUGCUGAAUCUUUAUUUAAUAAAAUUGAAUCGAUUGUAUUAGAAUAUGUUAAUGAAAUACGAAAUCAAGUAUUAAAACGUUUUCAAACAUGUUUAAAAACAUCUAAUGAUGUACAAUUAUUUAUUUCAUAUUUUUUGGAUGAAUAUAAUACAUUUAUACAAGCAGCUAAAAAUAUUUCAACAAUUAUAUCUUAUUUAGAAGAACAUUAUAUGGAAUCUUUUCAUUUAACUUGGUUAUUAUAUAAUAAACAUUUAUAUGAAAAAUUAGUUUAUAUGGAUAAAAAAAUUCAACAUUCAAUGUCAACAAUGAUUGAUUUACUUCAACCAUCAAAUGAUAUUGAUAAUGAUUAUUCACCAGCUGAAUAUACACAAUUAUUAAAUAGAUUUUUAGCAUUUGAUGAAGAAAUGUCUGAAAUUGCUUGUUUAUAUAAAGAUUGUCAAACAAAAAUGACUUUAGUUUCACGAAAUUCUAUGAUUAAAAAACGAAAUCAAAUGGGUAUUAUUGUUACAGGAAAAAAAAAGAAAAUUUGUAAAAAAAUACAAACAAUUAAAAAUACACAACGAUUAACUAAAGAAAUUUUAAAUAGUUCAACAACAAAUGCUCUGAACAUUCCAUUAUCUAAUGAUUCUUUAACAGCAUCUGCAACAUGUCAACAAGAUUCAAAUGGUUCAUCAAUAGGUUCAGGAGUUGGUGGCAAAGAAUCUUCAUCAAUAUCAUCUUUUGAUGAAUAUCUACUUGAUAAUAAUAUAUCAUCAUCAAGUUAUACUAAGGAAACAUCGGAUAGUUUAAUUCAAAAUGAUAAUAAUAAUAAUCUUCAUGAACCUUUAUUUCAUGACAUAUUAAAUAAUGUUUCAUCUACGGCACAAAUUCAACAUGAAAUGAAUGAAUUAAAAUUAAAUGAAAAUAUAGCAACAGAUAAUAAUGAAGAAAAUAAAAAAGCAAUAAAAAAUGAAAUUACUAAAAAUGAUAAAGAAAAAUUAUCUAAAGGAACUUCAGCGAAAAAAUCUAAAUCAAAUAAACAUUCAUCAAAUCAACGAAAGGAAAAUUUAACAACAACUUCAAAUACUUCUUCUUCGUCAUUAUCAAAAACUUCUUUGACAUCCAAUUUAAUUCUUCCACCUAAACCACCAUCAUCAACAACAUCAAAAUUAGCAGCUGAUUUUCGUCCAUUAACUAGUCCUUUAUUAAAUAAAACAGAAAUUCCAACAUGUCCAUCACUUUUAUCAGCAAAAAUUCAAUCAGUUUCAUUUACAGCUGGAACAUUUGGUUCAAUAACAGCUAAAGAAUCUGUUCCUUUAUCAUCAAAUAAUCAAAAAAGUUUAAGUAUUAAUCUAUCAUGUAAAUCAGGUUUAUCAAUUAAAUCUGAUUCAACUAUUGCAUAUAAUAAUCUUGAUCAACUUCUUCGUCAAGCUACAUCAACUAAUGAAAUAUCUACAUUAUUAUCUUCAUUAGAAUCAUCAAAAACAACCGACGAUUUACAAAAAUCUUCUUUCAAUGAUAAAGAUUCUGAUUAUUGUUGUUGUGAUUUAUUUUCUGAAUCCGAUUCUUCAAUUACAAAUGGUUGUGCUACUUGUAUGCCUUUAACAACUAAUACAACUCUCACAUAUGGUUUCAAUCAACGUGAUAUUGAAAUGAAAGAACGAUUAAAAAUUAAACUAACUAAACGUACUAUAGAAAAUAAUUCAGAUCAAUCAAAAUUAUCGAUUGGAAAUAAAUCAAAAAUUAAACCAUCUAAUAAUAAUAUUGAUGAUUUAGUUAGAUUUAUAGAUGGAAAUGAAACAGCAUCAGAUGAACCAAUAACAAAAAAAAAGAAAAAGAAAAAAAAUAAACAAGUCAAAAUAAAUCCAUCUAAUGAAGAUAUCAAUGAGAAAAAAGAAAAUUUAUCAACAUCGAAAGAUUCUAUUAUUGAUAGUCCACAAACUUUAUCAAAACGAAAACAAAAAGCUAAAUUAAAACUUGAACAAAAACAAAAACAAGACGAUGAAUCUUCUAUAAAUAAACUUCCUACACCAUCUAUAGAAAUAUCUUCUUCUCAAAAAACUGAUUCUAUUCAAACAAAUAAUGAUAUUUUAUCUGAAAGUUCUAUUCCACCGGAAACAGAAAAAGAAGAAGAAGUAGAAGAAGAACAUGUAAAUUGGAUAACGAUUUCUCGUAAACAAAAUAAACAUAAAACAAUGUCAACACCUGUUCCAUCAUUGUCUACUACAUCUGUUGUACCAUCGAAUAAUAUUCAACAAAAAAAGUCGACUAAGACGAAAAAUAUAAAUAUGCCAACUCUUGUUCAAUCAAAGCCAAUAUCAGAAACAGUAUCAAAUAGUAAUAAACAACAAAAACAAACCACUAUUUUAGUUCCACCAUCUGUUCAAAAUCAAGUGAAAAAUCCUAAAUCACAAAAGCAACAGCAAAACAUAGAACCACCAUCUGCUUGGACUACUCAUGAACAAACUCAAGUAAAACCAUCAUCGACUCUUCUUGCUACAGCCCCAGUUUUUGUUCCAUCUUCUUCUCGUCUAUUCCCAAAUAAAGUUAAUGAUGUUCUUUUACUUGACAAUUCAUCAUCAUCAUCAUCUUCCUAUUUGGAUUCAAAUAGUUAUCUUAUUCCAUCAAGUUCUCUUCAAGAAUCAAUUCCAUCAUUUUCUCCAGCACCUGGUCCUCUUAAUAAAACAAAAUCUCGUUGUAUUCAACGACCUUCAUCUGAACCACGUUCUACUUCAUUUCUAAAUUAUUCUUCAAUUAAUAAUAAUAAUAAUAUUAGUAAUUUAAAUUCAACAUGGAAUGAUACAUCUAUAAUCAAUUCUAAUGAAUCCCAAUGGAUAUAUUCUGAUAAAGAAAAAUUUCAAACAUCAACAAUUCCAAAUGAUUUUCCUCUUUAUGAUCCAUUUAAUAGUGGUGCUGGACUUACUCUUUUAUCAUCAACAUUACCUAUCAAUGAUUUUGAAGAACAUUUAGAUGAUUUACGUAUUCCACAGAACAAUGCUGUCGAUGAUAUGGAUAUAUUUGAUAAGGAAAUUGAAGAUUUUAAAAAAUUUUAUAUUGAUAAUGUCUCAAUAAAUCCCCGUGAACAAGUGCAAAAUAAUAUCGAUCAUCAUUUUAUUCAUCAGUCUUAA
Rotaria sordida is the source of this 3471-nucleotide messenger RNA. The record is from the annotation of a GenBank genome assembly. NCBI's taxonomy places the organism in Eukaryota, Metazoa, Rotifera, Eurotatoria, Philodinida, Philodinidae.